This is a messenger RNA of Zootermopsis nevadensis, 1328 nucleotides long. NCBI's taxonomy places the organism in Eukaryota, Metazoa, Arthropoda, Insecta, Blattodea, Termopsidae. The record is from RefSeq and is a predicted model, not a curated record.
AGCAGCAAACAGACACAAAGAACAACGCGAGGGCAGAUAAGAUUACAGUUCGGGGUCAACAGCAUCAGCAGAGGAGCAGCGAAAUCUGUGAGGUUCAAGCGAUUGGAGUGGACGGCCGCAUUCGUGCACGAGAAGAAAUGGAACGCUGGUCGGGCAAGGUGGCCGUAGUGACGGGGGCGAGCUCUGGUAUUGGAGCUGCAAUAGCUCGGGAUCUCGUUAAACACGGCCUGCAAGUCGUCGGUCUGGCCAGACGCGUCCACAGACUUGAGGAAUUGUCUGCCGAAUUAAGCGCUGCACCCGGGAGGCUGCACCCCCUUAAAUGUGACGUCACAAAAGAAACCGACGUCCUGAUCUCAUUCGCCUGGGUGAAACAGCAGCUCGGGACACUCAAGAUAAAUGCCCUUGACAGUAUUAAGGUUAUGUUACUGUACCACUUGAAGAAUUGUUGCUGCCUGAAGUUUCUUGGUUUUACAGAUUUCAAAACAGAAGAUUGGCUGCAAAUGUUAAAUGUGAACACUGUGGGGUUAACGCUUUGCACUAGGCAAGCUAUUAAAUCAAUGAGGGAACGUGGAGUGAACGACGGACACGUAGUGUAUAUAAACAGCUUUCUAGGGCAUACUAUGUCAAAUAGCCCUGGAUUUAACAUGUAUGCAACCACAAAGCAUGCAACAACUGCCUUGGCUGAGAGUCUCAGGAGAGAAUUACUACAACUGAAAACACGAAUUAGGGUAUCGAGUAUCAGCCCUGGAUUGGUGAGGACGGAGAUGCUGAGUGCUGGUAUCACCAGGACCGUGGGUCCUGACAUAUACAACACAGUGAACUGUUUAGAACCUAAUGAUGUUUCAAAUGCUGUAGCAUAUGUUCUUGGGACACCCCCACAUGUCCAGAUACAAGAACUCAUUCUUCUUCCAACUGGACAGUCUUAAAGAAUAUUAAAAAAGAAUCUUAUUGCCAUCACUUCCAGUACUCAACAAAAUGACUGUAAAAGCAGACUUAUUUCAUAGUUACACAACUGUCUCAUCCCAGCACCCAGCAAUAACUGCAUGACUCACUACCAUGUGCUCAAAGACUUACCACACAAAUCUAGUAUAAACAAUAAACUACAUUAUAAGAGGUGCUGAAAAUGCAGACAUACACUCUCUGUAUUUAUAAUUGUUAUUAUUUUUCAUAUUGUUAAAGAAAAGAUAUUGUUAUAAGCAAUGACUACCGACCCCAAAACAUACUAAUCAAGUGAAGGAUUUCUGAAGAGCUACAAGAAAAUAUAAUUAUUUAUGUGUGUUAUAGUUAUGUAUAAAAUAUUAUUAAUAAAGGAAAAUACCCUGCUCAUA